Molecule: messenger RNA, 4431 nt
Organism: Puccinia triticina
Lineage: Eukaryota; Fungi; Basidiomycota; Pucciniomycetes; Pucciniales; Pucciniaceae
Exons: 7
Coding region: 1-4431 (1476 amino acids)
Cellular component (GO): Set1C/COMPASS complex
Molecular function (GO): RNA binding; protein binding; histone H3K4 methyltransferase activity
Source: RefSeq, a predicted model, not a curated record
AUGGAGGAAGAAGACAAGGACCACGCCCACCAUCAGUUCGACCUCCCCCCGCUCACCCUCGAUCCUCCCAGCCAGGACAAGUCUAACUAUCGCUGCAAGUAUGAUCCCGCCCUGGACAGCAGCCUCGUCAAGAAGAGCGCCGGGCCACUCUACCGGCACUCCAAACCAGUCCUUACCAUCAAUUCCAACCCAAGCCGUGAUCCAAGGCUCAAGCUGGCCUAUCCCUCGCCGCUCUCUACCCAUCCAACGACCGCCUCCGGUCGAUCGGCUCUCAUCGCCGGCCUCUCCCGCUCAUCCCGUACCAGGCAAGCCUUCCAUUCGAGGGUCGAGCUCAUACCAUCCUAUCCAUACGACCGAAACUCUCUUGGCCCCCCUCCCCCGCCACCCCCUGCAGCGAUCCUGAUCACCAUGCUUGAUAAAUUGGUAACCGGUGAACAGGUACGGAGUCAUUUCUCUCAGUUUGGCCGGAUUGCCGAAUGUGAGAUCAAACUGGACCCUCAGACCGGCGGUUCGCUGGGUAUCUGCUGGCUACGAUUCCUCAAUAAUAUCACUCAUCCCACUGCUGACUCUCGUCACAGUUCAUCUCAAACCGCGACUAUCAACAACAACAACCACAGCAGCAGCAGCAGCAGCAAGCAUCGAGACCAACAGGAUGGUCAUCAGUGUGCACUAGCUGCCGUCAAAAAGGCCAAUGGAGCCAGGAUCGGUUGCAUGUUGAACAUGGGCCCUGCUCCACCCACCUCAGGAUCAUUAUCAUCCAGGCGACCAUCAUCAAACAGCAAACCUCACUACGGCAUUCGUUGCCAGUUGGAUGGCCAGGGUACAAAAUGCGAACAAGCCGUGGCUGAGCAACUCGAUCUUCUCUAUCCCCCUCUACCUUUCCAACCUCCAAUCCAAGACCUCAGCCCUCCACCCCUACCACCUCCGCCACUACAACCUGAACCAGAUCCGUCCUCUCCACUCCUUUUCGCCCAACCGCCCUUACUCUCGCCUUCAACCCAACCACUCGCCGGUCCGAAUUCAUCCCAUCCGUCAGUUCCAGCCCCUGAUCAUCCCACUACUCAACAACAUCUUGACCUUGAAUCUGAAAUUUCGAACCGAACACCCAAUUCUUCCCAGCCAACACCUCAUUCUCUGCAGAAUCCAGUCCACCAAUCCACUAGACCCGACAGCCAUGCACAUGACCAGUCUCUCGUCCACUCCAAAAUCAACCCUCGCUCUCAACUACCAUUAUCGUCUCUGCCCCCACCGCCACCACCUGCGACUGCUCCACCAACUCAUCCACCGACAAAUCCCUCGGCGAUGCGCAACAGAGGUCAUUCUCGGCCCCCUUCCCCCUCGACUCAGCAUUCACCAAGACCAUCAUUCAAAUCUUCGAUCCCAGAACCAUCACGCCUUUCAUCGAGUCUGGCCAGUGCAAAGACGCCUAUUGGCCUCAAGACCAGUCAUUAUAUUAAACAAGGCCAUAUCACUGGCUCAUCCACUCGAGGUAGAAUCGCCGCAGGGUUUGUUACGGCAGCUCAAACCGCAGCGAUCACGGCAGCAAAAAAAGCAGGUAUCAGCUUGCCUUCUUGGGAGCGAGCGGAGAGGGAUGAAUGGUUGGCUCCGAGGUAUUAUCGUCGAGCACGUAGGAGCCGGUCGAGAAGUGUGGAUUCGAGGCCAUACAUCCGAAGGCGUAGCAGCUCAAGGCUUCGCUCAGACGAUUCCGAGUCGGAGAGUGAAGACGAAGAUGCACGGGAAGAGAGACAGAAAGAAGAGGCACGCGAAGAGUUGAUUCAGAGUCGCACUAUCCACCGUCCUGGGAUACCAGCUCCAAGGACCUACGACCAUCCAAAUCUUCGGCCAGCUCUACCCGGACUAUCCUUGCUAUGGCCUCACAAUCACAUCGGGAUUGAUAAAUCGAUCAAAAUCGAGAUAUUGAGACGACUGUCCGUCAACAACCUCAGCUUUUUAACUAUCAACCGUCUCUCCUUGGCCGAACUUGAGGAUCGUUCCAAGGCUUUUUACGGACAAGCCGAAUUGAAACAAUACUUCUCGGACUUCCAACCCGAACAGAUCAUGACCGACGCGCAGAUGUGGUACAUUACUUUCCUUACUCCCAACAACGCACAGUUGGCAUAUUCGUUUUUUCACUCGGCAAGCUACGUGGGUGCCAAGUUGCCAAUCGAAGUUCACGAACCGAUUACUCCAGAAUAUUAUAGAGAGCUAGUCGAUAACAACCUACAACCAUUACCAGCCCAAAGGAGAUCUAAUGGCGAAGAGCCUAGGGAUUACCGGAAAAGACAACAGAAAUUAGAGGAUGAAGAUGAAGAAAAAAAGCCGGCUGUUCAAGAAAUACAGGAGAAGUACAGGUCCGAAAGUCGUUACAAGCCUAAUGAUUCCGACAGGGCUGAUCGCUCAACUGAAAGUCGACCACAGACAGAUCUUCAACGAGUGGCCAUCAGCAGCACUCCCCAACCUAUUAUUCUCCGACCUCUGAUACAUCUAAAUUCCUGGGAAAACAAUCCUGAUCAGCGAUCGGCAAUUUUGAAAUUACCAUCAUUUUCAAAACGAAAAUCCUUGCAAUCUGUUACCAAGAAUUCCAACCCAGUAGGAUCGCAUGAAAAGACUAACCCGGCUGCUCCUGGGAAGGAUCCUUCGAGUGGGUCGCCUCUUGUUGAAGAUUACGAGUCGGCUGCAUCAACUGGCAGGGCCUCGUCGCAUAAACAAACGAUUGAAGACGAUGACUUUGCCUCAAUUGCUUCUUCCGAUGUCAACAACCCCAAACGACGCAGGCAUACCAGUACUCGAGAACCACGUCAAGUCGUACAGGAGACUGUUCCAUCAUCAUCUCCGACACGUGCCAUGUCGGAUGAUGAACCAGAUAAAAGACUCAGCCAUCCAGUCAACCCGCCUCCGAGAGCGAUCAAGAAACGGGUCGUCCAGCCCCCCAAAAAGCGGCGGUUCCAGAAAGUGGCAUUCACAAGUAGUGAGGAAGAGGAAGCAGAAGAGAAGAAAGACCGGCCACCCAAAAGUAAAAAGUGGAAGCGCGCUCAGUUGGCUGCUGAUAAAGAGGAGAAAGACCAAGCGGUGGUCGAGGUCCCACCUUGUCCUGAGGAGCCCAAAGUGACGGUAGAUGAGAUCAUCCUUGAUUCUCCCGUUGUCGGCUUGAUGCCGUCUCCAAAAACCUUAGAUCCAUUAGCCGACGACCAGUUACCGCCAACGGAAAGCUUUUUGGAAGUCAAACCGAGGCGCAGCAAGAAAGUCCGUCUAUCAGUCCAAGCCCGAUCAUCAGCAAAGAAGGAUCAAAAUGGACGAAUGGUCUCUGACAAGGAGCAGACGGUCCCUAGGCUAGAAGAAGUGGCCGAGGAUGAAGAAGAUCUAUACUUUGUUAAGCUCGCAUUGAGCAGGUCGAGGGCCGGCCGAAGUCUUCAUCCACCGAUCACACAAAAACCCCAAGCGACGGAAGAUUCCAGCUUGCCACACGAUCGAACUAAGAAAGGAGGUCAGGAUCGGUCGAUCGUUCAUUGGCAGCGCAGAGCAAAAGAAAGCAGUCCUCACAGCUCAAGGCCUGGAUCAGAGGAAGAAACGCAACAAGACAAGGCAGCUCAGACUGAAUCACAGGAGAAAGUCCCUGAAGGUGUCGGUAGACAUUCAACAGGCUCUUCACGUACCGAAGGAUACUACCACAUCCCUUCGUCUCAAAAGGCGACAUAUCUGCCUCAACGAAAUAAGGCGAUCAUCGAUGUAGGAUCCCUAACCGCCACGACGGCGACGACGGCGACGACGACGACGACGACGGCCAGUAACCCGAACCAAUUCUCAGCACUUGCACUCUCUAGGUCCACCCGGGUCAACUCGCGCCGAUUCAUCCUCAAUAUGGAACAGAACAAGAAAGCUAGCAUCCUUUCUUCGGGAAACAACCCCGCCAACGACUCCCUCGACUCCUCUCUUCAGCUUCCCAAUCCUGCUCCUCCACUCGACUCGGUCGCCGAUGUCCUCAAGUUCAAUCAGCUGAGGACGAGGAAAAAGCAGUUGAAGUUCUCACGAUCUCCCAUUCAUGACUGGGGAUUGUAUGCGAUGGAGACUAUCCCAGCGGGAGAGAUGGUGAUCGAGUACGUGGGAGAAGUGAUUCGACAGGCGGUUGCCGACCGACGAGAGAAGCUGUAUGAGCGGAUGGGGAUCGGGUCGAGUUAUCUGUUCAGGGUAGACGACGACCUAGUCGUCGAUGCGACCAAGAAAGGAAACCUGGGGAGGUUGAUUAACCAUUGCUGUAAUCCUAAUUGCACGGCCAAAAUCAUCACGAUUAACGGCGAAAAGAAGAUCGUGAUCUACGCUAAAGUGACCAUCGAAUUGGGUGAUGAGGUUACGUACGAUUAUCAUUUCCCGAAAGAGGAGGUCAAGAUUGCUUGUCUCUGUGGUUCAGUGAAAUGUAAAGGAACUCUGAAUUGA